AUGCGCCUUCGGGUCCAGGCACACCGAGGCCCCCCGAAUUCCGAACGCGAGCCCCCACCUUCACCCCACAAUGGGCAACCUCCACGGCGUCUGCAUCCAGGGCCAACAGCGAACGCCGCUAGAGUUGUGUCCGUGCCCCUACGACUCCCUUCCCCGGCUACAAAAACACGAAAUAUCGGGCCACCGAGGCCCCGGGUCGAAGCUAAGAUCCCCUCCAAGCCCCCGGCCACCGGAGUUCCCCGGUCGGACCCAGCGCCUAAGGCCGGGCCGCCGGGCCCGCCUCGCUGUCCCAGGCCGCUGAGCGCCAGGGCCCCGGGCCGCGUCCCACUGGGCCCCCAUUGUUGCGGGUCCCAUCGGCCCGAGCAGGGAGCGGGGCCGGCACCGCACUCACCUCCCGCGCCGCGGCUCCGGGCCGGGCCCGGCCGGGCCGAGGGCCUCACGUUCCGCUCCGCCCGCCUCGGCGGUGUCGGCGGCGGCGGCGGCGGGGGCGGGAAGCAGCGGCCAGGCCCGGGCGCCGCCGAUGGGCUCCCACCGAGCUCCGGGCUUCUCUGGCGGCGGCGCUCGCAGCCCCCGCUGGCGGUCCGCGCUGGAAAGCGUCCCCCUCCCGGCCCGCGCGCCCGGCCGCCCGGGCGGGAACACACGCCGCCGACAGGAACGUUCCGCUGCGAGCAGGCGGCGGCGGUUCUCCCCCGCGCCAGGUGGACCGCGACUCCUCCCCCGCUCGCGCCGUCGGCGCCGCGGCUGAGCGUCUCCGGGGUGACGGAAUCCACCUGGGACUGCUUCCAGGGCCGGGUCCGACGGGAAGGGUCUGCACCGCGCCAGCCACCGCCGAGGCGCGCUGGCCACCCAGGGCUGCAGCUGAGCGUCGGCUCCCCCUCAUUCCUCACUUGGGGGUAA
Molecule: messenger RNA, 897 nt
Organism: Molossus molossus (Pallas's mastiff bat)
Lineage: Eukaryota; Metazoa; Chordata; Mammalia; Chiroptera; Molossidae
Product: basic proline-rich protein-like
Exons: 1
Coding region: 1-897 (298 amino acids)
Source: RefSeq, a predicted model, not a curated record